Exophiala aquamarina CBS 119918 is the source of this 1995-nucleotide messenger RNA. Its product is annotated as lysophospholipase. The transcript has a single exon. Gene Ontology annotation, molecular function: A2-type glycerophospholipase activity. Bases 1 to 1995 code for a protein of 664 amino acids. The record is from RefSeq and is a predicted model, not a curated record. Gene Ontology annotation, biological process: glycerophospholipid catabolic process. Gene Ontology annotation, cellular component: intracellular membrane-bounded organelle; cytosol. Lineage: Eukaryota; Fungi; Ascomycota; Eurotiomycetes; Chaetothyriales; Herpotrichiellaceae.
AUGAAGGCUGCUCUUGCCGUCUCACUCGUAGCUGCUCUUUCCGCAGGUGCAAAUGGUGGGGCUUCGAACAUCAAGUCACAUGUCUCCCCUGUCUUGCUAACGAGUUCCUCAGGAAAUCCCAUUGCCGCAGGAGAUGCCUAUCUUGAGGGCUUAACUACUUUUGGUCGCCUCCGUCGAGCCCUGCCCAACUCUCCAAACGGGUAUACUCCUUCAUUUCUGGAUUGUCCAAGCGAUGCCCCUUCGGUCAGAAGCGCUGCUCAGCUUUCCCCAGCAGAGACAUCAUGGCUAGAGAAGAGAAGGAACAACACAGUACAGCCGAUGCGAGACCUCUUGACCCGGCUGAAUAUUGAAGGAUUCGACGCUGGGUCUUAUAUCGAUAGGGUUGCCAACAAUGCCUCUGAACUACCGAAUAUUGGACUUGCCAUGUCGGGAGGUGGCUGGCGUGCUUUGAUGAACGGCGCCGGCGCCAUCAAAGCGUUCGACUCCAGGACGGAGAACAAUACCGGCAACGGUCAACUCGGCGGCCUCCUUCAGUCUGCGACCUAUCUAGCUGGUCUGAGUGGAGGCGGUUGGCUCGUCGGCUCCAUCUUUAUCAAUAACUAUACCACAGUUGGUGCCUUACAAGCCGACGACUCCGGCUCCGUGUGGGAGUUCGAAAACUCGGUUCUCGAAGGCCCGGACGAGGGCGGCCUGCAAAUCUUGGAUACCGCUCAAUAUUAUGCCAGCCUUUCCGACUCUGUCACAGGCAAACGAGAUGCUGGCUUUGAUAUAUCCCUAACCGAUGUCUGGGGCCGUGCACUAUCCUUCCAGCUGAUUAACGCAACAGAUGGAGGGCCAGCCUACACUUGGUCUUCGAUAAGUCUGGCUCAAGAUUUCCAGGAUGCCAACACCCCAUUUCCAGUUCUUGUAGCAGAUGCCCGGGCUCCAGGUGAGACUCUGAUUCCGGGUAAUACGACUGUCUACGAAUUCAAUGCGUUCGAGAUGGGCACUUGGGACCCGACAGCCUACGGCUUCAUUCCUAUGCAAUAUCUAGGCACCAAUUUCACCUCCGGUCGCGUACCAAACAACGACCAAUGCGUGGUUGGAUUUGAUAACGCUGGCUUCAUUAUGGGUACUUCGUCUUCCCUCUUCAAUCAGUUUCUUCUCAACCUAAAUGGCACCGAUAUCCCCGAGUCGUUGAGGGGCAUCAUAGAUAGCAUCCUCUCUACGUUGAGCUCGGAGAACAACGAUAUUGCUGAUUACACGCCGAAUCCUUUCUUCCAUUACCAACCUGACACCAAUCCAUCGGCAAAUUCAUCUCGCCUCACCCUCGUUGAUGGUGGAGAGGACUUGCAGAAUAUCCCUCUCCAUCCGCUUAUCCAACCUAACCGGCAUGUGGAUGUUAUAUUUGCGGUUGACUCAUCCGCUGAUACCAACUACUUUUGGCCAAACGCCACCGCCCUUGUUGCGACUUAUCAGCGAUCACUAGCUGAUGUAGCAAAUGGCACUGCUUUCCCAAGUAUUCCGGAUCAGAAUACUAUUGUCAACCUUGGUCUCAACACACACCCAACCUUCUUUGGCUGCGAGACUGCCAAUAUGACCGAUGGCAUCAAUGUUCCGUUGAUAGUCUACAUUCCCAACUCUCCAUAUAUUACAUUCAGCAACUUUUCAACUUUUAGUCUAGAGACAAACAACACCUACCGAGACGCUGUCAUCCUCAAUGGCCAGAAUGUUGCAACAAUGGGCAACGGCACGGUCGAUGAGACAUGGCCGGUCUGUGUUGGUUGCGCUAUCUUGAGCCGAAGUCUUGAACGUACCGGCACGGAUGUUCCAGAUGCUUGUAGCCAGUGUUUUCAACGUUUCUGCUGGGACGGAACCGUCAAUUCUACCCAACCUCCACCAUACGAGCCUACUCCAGUUCUAGGCCAGAUCAACAUCCAAAGCAGUGCAGCCACAAGGUCUAUCAACUGGUUGACUGUCGGUAUUGCGGGUGCUGUUGCGAUCGCCAGUUUGUAA